Molecule: messenger RNA, 378 nt
Organism: Striga asiatica
Lineage: Eukaryota; Viridiplantae; Streptophyta; Magnoliopsida; Lamiales; Orobanchaceae
Source: the annotation of a GenBank genome assembly
AUGGGAUAUCAAUUUGUGGAAGAAAAGCUUGACAGGUUUUUCAUCUCCUUUGGCUGGCUCUCUCAGCACCCCCUCACCUCUUCUUCUAACAUAGGCAGAAGCUCUUCAGAACACAAUCUUAUUCUGCUAACUGAGUCUCCAUCAACUCCACACCCCCAAAAAAGAUUCCACUUAGACAGAAGGUGGAUUGGUAAAGAAGGAAUUCAUGAAGUCAUAUCUAAAGCCUGGAACACUCAACACUUUGGCACUCCAAUCUUUCAAGUCCAAAGCAAGAUUAAGGAAACCAGAAUCUCUCUUCUGAAGUGGAGCAGAAAUUUCAGAACAGGCUUAAACAAUGUGAAAGUUAGCACCACUCAACUGGAACAACACACACUCUGA